Messenger RNA from Camarhynchus parvulus, 890 nucleotides. Its product is annotated as coiled-coil and C2 domain-containing protein 1A-like. The record is from RefSeq and is a predicted model, not a curated record. Gene Ontology annotation, biological process: regulation of transcription by RNA polymerase II. The transcript is spliced from 12 exons. The annotation marks the transcript as partial. Gene Ontology annotation, cellular component: nucleus. Gene Ontology annotation, molecular function: DNA-binding transcription repressor activity, RNA polymerase II-specific; RNA polymerase II cis-regulatory region sequence-specific DNA binding. Lineage: Eukaryota; Metazoa; Chordata; Aves; Passeriformes; Thraupidae.
GACGUUCCCCGAGCUGAGCAGCAGCGACCUGGAGCUGGGCAUCGAGCGGGGGAGGGGCCUCCCAGUGCCGCCAGGCGUGGCCCCAGGUGACCUGGACACCUUCGUGCGCUUCGAGUUCCCCCACCCCAGCCAGGAGGAGGCGCAGCGGGACAAGACCCCGGUGGUGAAGGGCACGGAUUGUCCCGAAUUCCGGGCGCGGUUCCGGCUGCGGCUGCUGCGCGGCCACCGGGGGCUGCGGCGGCUCCUGAGCCGCGGGAUCCGCCUGGAGGUGGCGCAGAAAGGGGGGCUGUUCCGGCCCGAGCGCGCUCUGGGCUCGGCUCUGCUGCGCCUCGAGGGGCUGGAGGGGAGCUGCGAGCUGCGGGAGCAGCUGGAGCUGCUGGAGGGGCGGCGCCGCACGGGGGCGCUGCUCGAGGUCUGGGUGCGGAUCCGGGAGCCGCUCGGGGCUCAGCGGCAGCUGGAGCCGCGCUCCGAGCGCUGGCUGGUGCUGGAACCGGCGCCCGAGGCCACCCUCUCCGCCCCCAAACCUCCCGCGGCUGCCCCGAAGGACGGGAACAACCGAGCCCUCCCGACGCUCCCGAGCCUCAACCUGCUGCAGUUCGACCGCGAGCGGCUGGAACGGAAGAUGGUUCCAACGCGCCCGGUGCCCCCCGAGCUGCGGCAGCAGCACCAGGAGCUGCUCCGGCGCAUCCAGGGGCUGCGGGCCCGGCUGCAGGCGGGGGACCCCCAAUUCCGCACGGAGUAUGCCGAGCACCUGGAGCGGCACCUGAGGCUCUACACGGAAGCCGCGCGGCGCCUCGGGAUGCAGGGGGAGAGGGAGGCAGCCAAGGAGGCUCUGUACAAACGGAACCUGGUGGAGAGCGAGCUCCAAAAACUCCGUGGAUGAGACACCC